UAGGCCACGCGCCCUUUGACAGUUCCUGUGGCACCAACCAUCCCGGCAGCCAGAAGAAAAGAAACAGAGGAGGUUUGACUAACCAAUCCUAAAGCUCAUCUCUGAAACUCAGAGGAGGAGUGAAAGAUCAACCUAACUCAGAACUCGAACUCAGCACAGGAAAGUCAGUUCCUUUCUCUCUCUCUCUCUCUCUCUCUCUCUCUCUCUCUCUCUACAACUAGAUGCACAGCUUUUCUUUUCCAAAAUCAAACACAACCCACAAUCUGAAGUUUAGGAAUUUAGAAAUUUGGAAAUUUAGAACAGACAAAGAGAAGAGAUGAUGAAACUUGCAGUUGGGUUUUGGUUGUUUCUCUCUCUACUUUCUCUCUCUACCUUAUCUCCAUCGACAGCAGCUGAAGCACCAGCACCAGCUCCUCCUCCCAGAACAAAUAUAACAACAACAGCAGCGUGCCCAAUGGAUCUGAGCUAUGUCCUAAGAAUCCCCUUCAACUCCUCCACCUGCAAAAACUUCCAACCUCCUUCCAAAACCACACAAAUGGAGUCGGAGGACCUCACCAAGAUCCCCUGCUGCCAAACCCUUUUGUCCCUCUUCGGGAUCUCCCUCGCCCAACACCUCAAAGAAACCUCCCUCUUCCAACUCCCCAACCUCCCCACCUCCAUUUCCUGCCUCCAAAACUUCCAGUCCAAGCUCUCCUCCCUCUCCCUCUCUCCCAAUCUUGUCUCCUACUGCUUUGACCCUCUCCAGUUUGUCAUCUCCCCCAACAUCUGCGCCAACAUUCAGUCCACCAGUGAUUGGGUCUCCAAGCUCGGCAACUCCACCGUCCUCGACUCCGCCUGCCGCCCUGACCUCGCCGAUCUCUCCCUCUGCGGGGGCUGUGUCGACGCCGGCUUUGCCAUUCAGAAGAUGUUGAUUGCCGCCGAUGGUAACUCUUCUCACACUAAAGACUGUUGGUACUUUACUAUUCUUUAUGCUGCUGGUAUUGUCAAUGAGUUUGGCCCUGAGAGCAAUGGUGUUGUGAACUGUAUAUUUGGGUUGUCUUCUUCCAAUGCGCCAUCGUCGAAAAAGAGCAAUACUGCCCUUGUUUUCGGCCUCACUGGCGCUGGGGUUGCGGUGUUUGUCAUGUUUAGUUUGUUGGGGUUGUACUUUUGGUAUGAUAGGAGGUGGAGGAACAAAAGGAUUAUAGGGUCUCGAAUGGAAUCCGGUUUUGACUUGGAUGAACGAGAUGCUAGGAUUAGAGUGAGACCAAACACCGGUUCAAUUUGGUUUAAAAUUCAGGACCUUGAGAAGGCUACUAACAAAUUUUCGCAGAAGAAUUUUAUCGGUCGAGGUGGAUUUGGUGUUGUUUACAAGGGUGUGUUGCAGGACGGGACUACGGUUGCUGUUAAGAAAGUUAUAGAAUCUGAUUUUCAAGGGGAUGCUGAAUUUUGCAAUGAGGUUGAGAUUAUUAGCAAUUUGAAGCACCGGAAUCUUGUCCCGCUUAGAGGUUGUUGUGUGGUCGAGGGGGAAGACAGUUACGAGGAGAAAGGAAGUCACAGAUACCUUGUCUACGAUUACAUGCCGAAUGGGAAUCUAGAUGACCAUCUCUUUAUUUCUCAGCCUAGUAGUCAGAGCGGAACUGAAAGGAGACCCUUGACUUGGCCUCAAAGAAAGAGCAUAAUCUUGGAUGUAGCCAAGGGUUUAGCUUAUCUUCACUAUGGAGUGAAGCCUGCGAUAUAUCACAGAGAUAUUAAGGCUACAAAUAUACUACUAGAUGCCGAUAUGAGAGCGAGGGUGGCAGACUUUGGGCUUGUAAAACAGAGCUUGGAAGGCCAGUCUCAUCUCACUACUAGAGUGGCAGGGACUCAUGGAUACUUAGCCCCUGAAUAUGCUCUUUAUGGACAGCUGACUGAGAAGAGCGAUGUUUAUAGCUUUGGAGUGGUUAUUUUGGAGAUUAUGUGUGGGAGAAAAGCACUUGAUUUGUCAUCUUCAGGUUCCCCUCGUGCUUUUUUGAUCACAGAUUGGGCAUGGUCAUUUGUGAAAUCUGGAAAAGCUGAGCAAGCUUUAGACUUCUCAUUGGUGAGAGAUGGGGAUAAUGCGAAUUCGAAUCCAAAGAGCAUAAUGGAGAGAUAUUUGCUGGUCGGCAUUUUGUGUGCUCACGUAAUGGUGGCUUUACGGCCUACCAUUUUGGAAGCCCUGAAAAUGCUGGAGGGAGAUAUUGAGGUGCCACAGAUUCCAGAUAGGCCGAUGCCUCUUGGUCAUCCUUCAAGUUAUGGCAAUGGCAACGGUAACACGUUCAGCAUAUCACCAGCUUUGAGCGGGCCAAAAUUACACAGCAGAGACAUGCUCAGGUAAUCUAGAAAGAUUUGCGAUUCUUUAGUUUGUACAUUGCCUCGAAGGAUGUAAAGAGUGAGAAGCAUGUUCAUGGAAGACCCUCCAGUCCAUGAGUUCAUUCAAGGUUUAGCAGAGAGUGAAGCACUUCAUGGGCCUGCUGACCGUCUGAGUCCUUGGGAGAUUCUUAAAGCUCGAAAAAUUUCAGUAUGGCAGUAACACAACCUAGUUUAUCAAACGCAACCUAAUUUAUCAAGUGUAAUAAUAUAAGAGGUUGGAAUUUUUCAGUGGGCCGUGUUCUCGACACACUCAACAAUCUCUCUUACCGCUCUAACGUGUUUAUUAGUUCAAAAGCGUAUGUACAUAGGUUUUGGUGAGAUUUUGAUUUAUAUUUGUAUAGUAAUAGUAAGGUAAAUAGUAAAUACCUAUCAGCUUGUAACUGUAGGGGUGGGAAAUUUUGUUGUUUUGUUUCCUUGCUUGUAAUACGUUUUUGUGGGCAACUUGUAAUCCAAGUUGUUAAUGCUCAGUGACGGGCUUGCCGCUGCCACUCCCACUAUAUUUCCCUAUUUCUGUAAGAAGUAACUGGAAAAUAGAGAGUGAUUCAAAAAU
This is a messenger RNA of Malus domestica (apple), 2917 nucleotides long. RefSeq names its product probable receptor-like protein kinase At1g11050. Lineage: Eukaryota; Viridiplantae; Streptophyta; Magnoliopsida; Rosales; Rosaceae. Gene Ontology annotation, molecular function: protein kinase activity; ATP binding. Gene Ontology annotation, biological process: protein phosphorylation. The record is from RefSeq and is a predicted model, not a curated record.